This is a messenger RNA of Scheffersomyces stipitis CBS 6054, 12765 nucleotides long. RefSeq names its product dynein heavy chain (gene DYN1). Bases 1 to 12696 code for a protein of 4231 amino acids. The transcript has a single exon. Gene Ontology annotation, cellular component: dynein complex. The record is from RefSeq and is a predicted model, not a curated record. Gene Ontology annotation, molecular function: dynein intermediate chain binding; ATP binding; minus-end-directed microtubule motor activity. Lineage: Eukaryota; Fungi; Ascomycota; Pichiomycetes; Serinales; Debaryomycetaceae. Gene Ontology annotation, biological process: microtubule-based movement.
AUGGACUCACACACGUCUAUCCUAGAAGUCCCGGCAGAUCUGCCGUUGUUGGCAGAGAAAUUGCUGCUGUUUAUAGGCAAUUUUCUUGCGCUUUCUGCCAAUUCUACUCCCGAAAUCAACUUUGAUCAGCAAACUCUACAACUUUUCAUCAACAACCACAACGCCGACACACUCUAUAUAGUCCAGUACACAGAUGAAAGCUACGUGGAUGUGGUCCCGGAGUUGGCCCAGUCCCAAGCAGGCAAGUCUGCGGUAGUGGCAGUUAUCAUUCUUAUCAAAUCCAACAAGGGGCCGCUUAUCUCGAACAAACCUUUGACUAGCCAAUUGAACAUCCUCAAUAUCCCCAACACUACUACAGCAGUCGACAGCAUUACUGGGGAAGUAUCAAUAGAUACCGUAGAGUCAUUUGAGAGAUUGCGGUCACUUGUAGCACUUGGGUUGACUCCUUAUUUCGAUUUGAUAACUUCCAAUAACAGCAAUAGUAGUACUGAUUCUGCUCUUCCUUCUUUAAAUGGCAAUAGAGACGCAACUUCGUCCCAAAACACAGUCAACGCAGCUAAAAAGAAGCUCAACGAGUUGACAUUAUCACUUCAGCAUCUCCAGGAGCAGAUCCAGAUUCCUGACUUGCUCAUGACAGCCCAUCCCAAAAUCAAAAAUAUAACUGAUAAUGGUGUUGAAAUAAGCGAUGAAAUUCUAGAGCCACUUGUUCUGGACUCCAUCCUCCUCAACGAGUUGACCAAUAUCGUGAACAACUGGAUCAAGCAAAUACAGUCCGUAACCAAGCUAGACCAUAAUCCAUGGGAUGGUGAUUCUAUCAUCGAAGAAUUGCUGUUUUGGCGUUCUCUUGAAAUCGCCUUGACUUCUAUUUCACAACAAAUUGCAGCACCGGAAGUGACUACCACCAUAGAUGUGCUUAACAAGGCCAAAAGAUUCCACGUAACGUUGAGUUUCCAAAACGACACUGGACUUCAAAGCAAAAUCAACACAACCAAGGUAUAUAACUCACUCUUCAAAGACUUUCCCAUUGAAGAUUUUAUCUCCGAUUCCGAAAAUGUUUUAGAAAAGUUUGAAAUCGGGCUCCAUAGUAUUUUCAAUCACCUUAAAUCGAGGUUGAAGAACUUGAACUUGUAUCCAUUGGGACGUUCUAUUCAAACAAUAGAAGUGAUAAUAGUUGAUGUGACUCGCAAAUUCAGCUCCAUAUUGACAACGUACUCAUUAACGUCAAUACCGAUGCUGGAGUUCAAUGAAGUCUACAAUUCUGAUAUAAUGGGCAUUUUCAAUUUGAUAGACCAGAACUUGAAGUACUUGGUCAACUUAUUGAGAGAGACUCUCAGAAAGAGACAAGAGAAGUUUAUAAUUAUUCAGAUAAAUCACGAUGGCUACGACAAGCUACGAGAAAGAUUGGACAACUUAAAGUUACUUAGGCUGAAACACGAGGACUUACUUGUUCUUCUUGAAUCGAUUCUUCCGGACAAUAAUUCUGUCAAGCGAUUACUCGAAGCAUACAAUAAAUUCAUCAUAGCCAGUAACGCCCUUGAUAUUUCUUCUCAAGGAACAAUCAUAUGGCAACUGAACGAAAGAGGAUAUCUUUCUGUUUCUCAAGAAUUAAGUUCGCUAAUGACAUUGCAGAUUAAUGCAUUGUUUGACAAAUGCCAUACUUUCACCGAUUUUCUAUCCAUAAUUGAUCAAUUUCAACCACUAUUAAAUUCCACUUCAGAGUCGCAAAACAAGAUUAUGAACUUAACAAGCGAUGAGUAUAAAUUAAGAUUGUUGACCGUAGCAAAUUCAGAGGUUGAGCAGUUCAUUGAGUCGAACCUAAACAAUAAGACAUUUAUGUCACUGUCAAUUUCUGUGAUGAACGAUAUUCAAGCGAUGAAUGUAUACAAUGAUGAGUUCCUUUUGGUUUCUGAAAUUAUUCUCAAUAAUGGCCUCGUUUCCAAAUUGAAAUUCUAUUUGAAGAACCUCGAGAAAUCAUUGGGGACCAAUUGGAAUAAGUACUCAAUUGGCACCAAGUUGAAUGUUGAGGUUUCGAAUUUGCUAGUUAAAUUAGAUACUGAUCAGUUGUUCGAGAAUUGGAUAAAAGGAGCUCACAAUAUUCUCCUGUCUCACGAAAUGGGACCGUUGGUUAGGAUACAUCACCUGGCAAAUAAUGAGGUAAGAAUCGAUGUCAACAUCGAUACUACUUUAUUAGAAUUCUGCAUUCAAGCUACUCAACUCCGAAAUUUGGGAUACUCCAUUCCAACAAGUAUUUCCCUACAAUUAAGUAAGAUUGAGAACAUUUAUCCAUUAGUAGUAGGACUCAUAGAACAAAUAGCCGUUGUUAGAAACGUUUUUGACUACGAAUUAGUCGAAACAGAAUAUGGCAAAAAGUUUGGGAAGACCUUAAGUGAACAACAACGAAAAGUUGGCGAUUGCUUGAAGGUUUUGCUCGAUGUGAAUUGGCAACAUUUGUCUAGAGCUGUUGAAUUACAGGAUAUCGGUACAGAUAGUCACAAUCUACUUAGUUCGGAUAACCUAGUUGAACUUCAAUCCUUCAAGGCUUUCAACAAAUUUCAGGACGAAGCGUAUCUCUUGUAUGACCAAGUAAAUACUUUGUCAAAUUUUCAUUCUUUCUUGGAAGACAAAUACCUCAGUCUCAGAACCUGUCAGUUCGAUUUCGAAGUCAUCAAGACUAUCAUAAGCGAAAUUCAACAGAGAGUUAAUAAGACUUGUUUGAUAAUAGAAAAUAUGCAAGAAGCAUGUGCUACUAUCAACCAAGAUUUGAAGUCAAUAUUGUUUGGGAGAGGUUCCGAUGAACUUUCCAUUUUGCUGAAAUCCUUGUCCACAGACAAUUUAGAAGCUUAUGGAAGAUCUACGAAAGAAAAGUUCACGAUUUCUAUUAUUUUUGAACAAAAGUCACUCCUGAUUUCACCUUCUGUUACGCUGUUGAAGACAUUUAUUACCAAAAAGAUAACAGACAUAUUCAGCAUUAUCGAAUCUCAAAGUACGGUUUUUGUUGACCGGAGUUUAGAAGAGGAUUUUCACGGAUUUGUUGUUGGUGAUGUUUUUUCAACCAAUACGACAUCUAUUUUGAACCAAGUCGACAUUUUCAUAAAAGAAGGGGAAGAUUACUUCUCACAAUGGCAAGUUUUACAAAGCCUAUGGGAACUAGACCUUUCGAAUACUAAGGAAUUUAGAAAGAUACUACCAAAGAAUUCUGAUUUAGCCUGCUGGUUAGAGACCAUCAAUAAUGUCAUCCAGUUGAGAAGGUUGUUUGAUAAUGGCGAAAGCUCGAAAGAUAUCGGCAACUGCUUGCAAAUUGACUUCAGCAAAGUUCAGAGGAGAGUCAACUUAAAAUUUGAAUCUUUUCAGAAUGAUAUAAUUGAAGUGUUUUCUAGCCAUUACCAGAGUGAAUGCAUUCAAGUCAAUGAAGAAUUAUCUGGCGCGAUUACUUCGUUGGAGUGCAAAUUAAAUUUGCAGAGUGAAGUCAUGAAGCUUGUCUCUGAUAUUGAAGUAUAUUUGAAGUACAAGGACUUGAUGGCAUCAUUUGCCGCAAAUUUAGCAUUACUCAAGAGGGGGCAAUCUUUGCUUACAAGUCAACGAUUUAAAUUCUCGAAGGAAUGGGUAUUUGUAGAGCAAAUUGAAAACGACCUCUCAAUCGUGAAAGCUUUAAUUCAGAGAAAGGAAUCGCUGAUUGAUCAAAAUACAGAAAUUAUUUCUUCGAAAAUACGAGCCGAAUCUGUUAGAGCCAAUGAAGCUAUUAAGUCAAUAAAAGGUGAAUGGAGUACGAAGAAACCAGUUGAUGGCCAGUUAAACCCAUCUCUUGCUAUAUCUGUUUUGACAAAUUUCCAGGAAACAUGUAACAAGCUUAUCAAAAACAAAGAGUCGAUUUCUAAAGUUGCUGCUAGUUUAGAUAUUCAGAUUUCAAUUCGUGAAGAGUUGGAAUACAUUUUAGAAGAAAUAAGCGAUCUUAAAUCAGUAUGGUCGUCUAUUAAUGACUUAUGGGAAGCAUUGGAACUUUUGAAUAACUUGUCUUGGUCUGAAGUUCAUACCAGAACCCUUCGUCGACAAUUAGACGAUCUUUUGACUUCAUCCAGGGCUUUACCAGCUAAUGUUAGACAGUAUUCAGCUUUUAGCAAAAUUCAAAAUUUAGUUAAAGGACACAUCAAGAACUUUGGACUGGUCAACGAAUUGAAAGGUGAUGCAAUGAAGCCAAGACACUGGAACUUGCUAUUUAAUGAGUUGGGAAUUCGUGAUCUUAGCUAUGAACUGUUGAGUCUCCGUGAUGUUUGGAGUUUGAACUUCGAACUUAACCAAGCGACAAUUAGAGCAAUCACCACUCAAGCUAUUAACGAACAAAUUAUCGCCACUAACCUCAACAAGAUUGAGGAGGAAUGGUCUUCUAUUACUUUGGAAGUCUUUAACUACGAGGACAAGUGCAGGUUGGUCAAAAAUUGGGAUGUUCUUUUGGACCAAUGUAAGAAUGACGUGAACACUUUGGCUACCAUGAAAAACUCUCCUUACUACCCUACUUUUGAACAAGACAUUAGUACGAUGGAAAGUAAGUUGAAUAGAUUUUCUUUGCUAUUGGAUGUUUGGCUAGAGGUGCAACGUCAAUGGGUUUAUUUAGAUGGAGUAUUUGGAAACAGAGCCAAUGACAUCAAGAGCCUCUUGCCAAUAGAAUCUACAAGAUUUUCUAAUUUAUCCUAUGAAUUACACAAUGUUUUGAAGAGGAUUUAUCGUUUUCAAACUGCUUUGGAUGUUUUAUUAAUCACAGAUAUUCAAUCCGUAUUCGAUAAGUUCCAUGAAAGUUUGAUCAAAGUUAGAAAAUCGUUAGCUGAUUACCUCGAGAAACAGAGAGAGUUGUUUCCUAGGUUUUAUUUCGUAGGAAACGAAGACUUGUUGGAUAUAAUCGGAAGUUCUGGAGAUAUCACCAGAAUUAACAGACAUUUAAAGAAGAUGUUUGCAGGCAUUUCCAAAAUUGAAGUGAACAAAGAGAAUUCAACUAUCGUUGCAGUGUUUAGUGAGGAAGGAGAAAAAGUACAUAUGAAACAUCCUGUGUCAUUGCUUAAGUCUACUCGAUUGCAUGAAUUAUUAAGGGAACUUGAAAUUGAGGUGAAGCUUACAUUGGCUCUUCUUAUUAAGGAAUCAUUAUCAGAAUUCAAGUCAUUACUUUUGAGUGGGAGCGAUAAAGACUUGAAGGAAUUCAUCGACAAGUUGCCAAUUCAAGCUGUUACUGUAGUAUCGCAGAUUGUAUUCACUUCAGAAACAGAAGUUUCUAUUAAUAAUGGUAAAUUGAGAUCGUUAUUAGAAGUCUACGAUGUUUUGGUUAACAAUCUAAUCAGUCUCAUAAGUUCUGAUGUCUCAGCCCUACUUAGGAAACAAGCCCAAUACAUCGUUAUAGAAGUUCUCCACCAAAGAGAAAUUCUCUUGAAAUUGUCUAAAUGCGGUUCAGAAAUUGAUACGGAUUACAUUUGGAGCUUACAACAGCUCUUCUACUUUGACGCAACCUCAGAUCCUUUGGAAAGCGUGAAAGUGAAACAUGCUAAUACUUCUUUUGCAUAUGGAUUUGAGUACUUGGGAAUUCCAGACAAAUUGGCAUAUACACCAUUAAUUGAGAAGACAUUCCUCACGAUGGCGCAGGCAUUGGACCAAAAUCUUGGUGGUUCUCCAUAUGGACCAGCAGGAACCGGGAAGACUGAAUCAGUCAAAGCAUUGGGAAAUAAUCUUGGUAAAAUGACUGUUGUGUUUUGUUGUGAUGAAUCGUUCGAUUUCCAGUCCAUGGGUCGAAUCCUUCUUGGUCUAUGCAAAGUAGGAAGUUGGGGUUGCUUUGACGAAUUCAACAGAUUGGAUAAAAAGAUGUUAAGUGCUAUUUCUUCCCAAAUUGAAACCAUCGAGGCAGGAUUGAGAAACAAGAAAUUGCCUAUUGAAUUAUCUGGAAAGACUUUCCAGGUGAAUCCUGAAACUGGUAUCUUUGUGACUAUGAACCCUGGCUAUGUUGGAAGAGUUGAACUUCCAGAGAACUUGAAGAAGUUAUUUAGAAGUUGCUCAAUGGAAGUUCCAGAUAAGGAGAUCAUAGUUGAUGUUAUCUUGACAUCGCAGACAUUCCAUCACUCUAAGGAAUUGGCUUCAAUUAUCGUUCCAUUUUUUGAAGAAAUCGAGAGAACUGUUUCAAAACAAAGUCACUAUGAUUUUGGUUUGAGAACAUUGAAAAAUAUGUUGGUAAAAUGUGGUAUGCUCAAGAGACGUCUUGGAGACCUGGAUGAUAAACUUGAAGAAACCAUUAUUGUUUUACAAAGUAUACGAGAAAUUGUAGCACCCAAAUUGGUUAAAGAAGAUGUGCUAACAUUGAAGGAAAUCGAGGCAAGGUAUUUCAACGGUAUAAGCUACGACGACCAGAGCUAUUCAAAUUUUAUUUUGCAAUUGGACAGUUACUGUGAACAAAAUGGUUUACUUUGCAGCGAAGAAUGGACCACAAAGGCAUUACAACUCUAUCAAAUGCAAAAUUCCCAUCAUGGUAUGAUACUUGUUGGUUCUUCGGGAUCAGGGAAAACUUCAAUCUGGAAACUGGUUUUGCAUGUUUUAUCUGGAAACAUUGAUGAUGUUUCAUUUGUGAUUGACUGUAAAGUUCUUUCCAAAGAAGAAAUAUAUGGAUAUCUCGAUACUGUUACUAGAGAUUGGACUGAUGGCUUAUUCACUAGUAUUUUGAGGAGAAUUAGAGAAAAUCUUAGAGGAGAAUUGUCGAAACGCAUUUGGAUUGUUUUUGAUGGUGACAUCGACCCUGAGUGGGCAGAAAAUCUCAAUAGUGUAUUGGAUGACAAUAAAGUACUCACAUUGCCAAAUGGUGAAAGAAUCACAUUGCCUCCAAAUGUUAGAUUAGUCUUUGAAGUCGAUUCAUUGCAGAAUGCAACUUUGGCGACUGUCAGUCGUUGUGGAAUGAUAUGGUUCGACUCAUCUGUUGUUUCGCAAGAGUCCUUAAUCAAGAAGAUUAUCCACAACCUCUCGGAGACAAUUUCAUCGGAUGAGGAAGUAUUGUCGACCAAGAAACCCGUAAUGGAAUUACAAGAAAAGCUAGUCUGCUUUCUCGAAUCCAUUAUAAGCCCUCAGAUGCUCACGAGUAUUUUGGAAGAGUCUCAAAGAUAUGCUCACGUAAUGAGCUUUUCGUUACAAAGAAGUGUUCAAUCUUUACUGACUCUACUCAAAUCUUAUUUCCGUCGCUAUCUCGAAUGUCAGCAGUUCGAUACCACCACAAUUGACGAAAUGCAAAGAUACGUUCUCAAGGCUUUGAUCUUAUCAACUAUAUGGGCAUUUGUAGGUGAUUGUUGCACUGAAGAUCGUGAAAGUUUUUCAGCAGCAAUUGCGAGAUUGGAAUGCUUCUCGAAUUUAGAACCAGUAGCCAGCGGAAGUUAUCUAGAUUAUGAUAUUUCCUUACCAGAAAUCGACUGGAGAAACUGGAGUUCGAAAGUAGAUGCAAUUGAUUUGGAACCUCACCAAGUAGUCAAUGCUAGUACAGUUGUUCCUACAUCUGAUACUCACAAACAUGAGUCGUUAAUCUACUCUAUUUUGAGGGAACACAACCCUUUGGUACUUUGCGGUCCGCCUGGCUCCGGAAAGACCAUGACCUUACUUGGAGCCUUGCGGAAGUCACCAAAUAUGGAAGUAAUUUCCUUAAACUUUUCGAAAGAAACUUCUCCCAAGUCAUUGUUGCAAUCGCUUCAACAAUUUUGUGAGUUCAAGAAGACCAAUUUGGGUAUUGAAUUGUCGCCCAAAAUUCUGGGUAAGUGGGUUGUAGUAUUCUGCGACGAAAUCAACUUACCAGCAAAAGACAAGUACGGAACCCAAAAGGUGAUUUCGUUACUUCGACAGAUGAUUGAGCACAAUGGAUUUUGGAGAUCCAAAGAUAAACAAUGGAUUUCUCUAUCCAAUAUUCAAUUUGUUGGAGCCUGCAAUCCACCAACUGAUCCAGGAAGAAAUAUUCUUAGUGAUAGAUUCUUACGCCAUGCUAGUGUGGUAAUGGUUGAUUAUCCAGGAAAAACUUCAUUGUAUCAGAUCUACCAUACCUUUAUUCUGUCAAUUUUGAAGUUUGCUCCAGACCUUAGAGGGUUCUCCAAAGAACUUACGAAUGCAAUGAUUGAUGUAUAUCUUGAAACAAAAGUGAAUCUCAAUAGCAAUAUCCAAGAUCACUACAUCUACUCACCUCGUGAGUUGACUAGAUGGACUAGAGGAAUACUUGAAGCAUUAAAAUCCUAUGAGUACACCAGCAUGCAAUCACUUGUUCGAUUGUGGUACCAUGAGGGUAUGCGCUUGUUUUACGACAGACUUGUGAAUGAAUGGGAGAAGAAUUGGACAAAGGAAACGCUUAGAACAGUUUCAUCUAUUCAUUUUCCCAACGUCGAUCUUGAGACUGUCCUAAAAGAGCCCAUCCUUUAUUCGAACUGGUUGACUCUGACUUAUGAGCCAGUUGAUGAGAUUGAACUUUCAAAAUUUGUUUCCGAAAGAUUGAGAGUUUUCAGCGAAGAAGAAGUUGAAGUUGAUCUAGUGUUAUAUCAAGAUUUGUUGGAUCACGCCCUAAGGAUUGACCGUGUCUUACGCCAACCUCAGGGCCACAUGAUUUUAGUAGGUCCUAGCACCAGUGGUAAAACUACUCUUGCCAGAUUUGUUUCGUGGAUGAAUGGUUUAAGUUUGGUACAAUUAGCUGUCAACAGAAACUAUGGAAUUGAUGACUUCGAUUCGCAAUUGAGAGACAUUCUUUUAAGAUGUGCCCAAGGAGAAAAGAUUUGUUUCAUUAUUGAAGAAUCUAGUAUCAUGGAGACUUCCUUCGUAGAAAGAAUGAAUACAUUAUUAGCCAAUGCCGAGAUUCCUGGUUUAUUCGAAGAGGAGCAAUACACAAAUUUGAUGGCAAUUUGUAUGGAACAGGCACAAUCUCAAGGGCUACUUUUAGAUUCUAACGAGGAGUUGUACGACUGGUUUACUCAGCAAGUUUCAUUAAAUUUGCAUGUUGUAUUCGCUAUCAGUGAUACCAGGAGUACAAGUAGCUCUUCUGUCAUUUCUUCACCAGCCCUAUUUAACAGAUGUGUUCUCAGUUGGAUGGGGGAUUGGUCUGAAACUUCUUUGUGCGAGAUUAGUUCUAAAUUGUUGGAGAGCGUUCCGCUUGAUAUGUCCAACUAUGUGAUCCCUUCUACUAUGGAACCUUUUGUGAGCAAGGAAAUCAUAGGGUUCAGAGAUAUUGCUAUUGAUACGUUGGUAUAUAUCCAUAGAUAUACAAUCAAUAGCUCAUUAAGCAUUGAUGUUGGACGAACUCCUAGUCGAUUCAUUUCCUUUAUUCACAGCUUUAUCAAGAUCUUUGAAAAGAAGCAAGAUGAAUUGGAAGAAAACCAGAGACAUAUUAGCACAGGCUUGGACAAACUAAGAGAAACAGUCUUGGAAGUUAAUACCUUAAAGGCUGAUUUGACAAAGAAGCAAGAAUCAUUAAAGGAGAAGGAUCAGCAAGCAAAAGCUAUCUUGAACAAAAUGUUGAUUGAGCAGAACGAAGCAGAGAGAAAGCAUGAAUUUUCGAUUGCAACUCAAGAAGAACUUGGAAAGCAAGAAAUUGAGAUUGAAAAGCGUAGAACUUCAGUUUUGAAGGACUUGGAAAUUGCCGAACCAGCAGUGUUGGAGGCUAGAAGAGGAGUCCAGAAUAUCAAAAAACAACAUUUGACAGAAAUAAGAAGUAUGGCAAACCCUCCAGCUGCUGUCAAAUUGACAAUGGAAUCCGUCUGCAUCCUCAUUGGGUAUCAAGUUUCAAGUUGGAGAGAUGUUCAAUUGGUAGUUCGUAAAGAUGAUUUCAUAGCCAAUAUUGUUUCUUUCGAUAGCGAAGAACAAUUGAGUUCUGAAUUGAGAGAGUAUAUGGAACAAGUUUAUCUCUCGAGAGAAGACUAUAAUUACGAAGCCGUAUACCGAGCCAGUAAAGCUUGCGGACCUUUGCUCCAAUGGGUAGAAGCUCAGCUUACAUACUCCAAGAUAUUACAAAAUAUUGGUCCACUUAGGGAAGAAGUUAAGACAUUAGAAAGACAAACAACCAAGACUAGAGCUCAGUUAAUUGCAAUUGAUCAAAUGAUAAAUGAAUUGGAAGAGAGUAUUGAACAGUACAAAGAAGCAUACAGUUCCUUGAUCAGGGAUGCUGAGAAUAUCAAGCUGGAAAUGAAGCGGGUUGAACUGAAAGUUGAGAGAAGUAUGAAGUUGAUUGACGAUUUGACGAACGAAAGAGGAAGAUGGAAGAAUAGUAUUUUGAAGUUUGGAGAAAGAAGAAAGAGCCUUAUUGGUGAUUCAAUUUUGGCGUCAGCAUUUCUCGUUUAUUCUGGAGUUUACGAUGAAAGAAGCAGAUAUGAAUUGGUGAAGAAUUGGAAAGAUAAGCUUGCGUCAUCUGGAAUUCUCUUUGAUGAUACACUUACCGUCUCAAGUUAUCUUACAACAAGCAGUCAAAUCCACCAAUGGGAGAGCUUUGGUCUUAGUCAUGAUACCACUACUAUUGAGAACUUCACCAUUUUGAACUCUUGUGAGUUCCCCCUCAUAAUUGAUCCUACUUCCAGCGUUCUUAAUAUUUUGGUAAAGUCUCUGACAUCACACAGUGUGACUGUAACCAGUUUCCUAAAUGAAGGUUAUAUAAAGCAGGUUGAAAAUGCUUUGAGAUUUGGUGGAAGUAUAAUCAUUGAAGACGCAGAGUAUUACGAUCCAUUGUUGAAUUCCAUACUCAAGAAGGAAAUUCAGCGUAACGGUGGAAGGCAAUUGAUUCGUCUUGGAGAGCAAUUGUUAGACUUUUCUGCCAAUUUCAAAUUGUACCUUCAUUCAAAGGACCCAUCUAUGCACUUAUCUCCAUUUGUUAGUGCCAGAACUACAAUUGUGAACUUUUCAAUCACCACAGCCAGUCUCGAGAAUAAGAUACUUGAUAUCUACUUGAGAGAAACCCAACCGGACAUCGACAAGAAGAGAUCAGAGUUGGUAAUUUUACAGGGAGAGUACGAGGUACGUUUGCACUCGUUAGAAGAAGAAUUGCUUCAUUCCUUAAGUCAAAGUUCAGGGAACAUAUUGGAAAAUGACGAUGUAGUCAACACCUUAGAGACAUUAAAGAAAGGGGCCAAAGAAAUAGAUGAAAAGUUAAAGGACUCGGCUGAAGUCAUGGAAUAUGUGGAUUCAUUUAGGAACAAAUUCCAAGUUGUCUCCAAGCAUGUAUCUGGAGUUUUCACUAUCUUGGAGAAGCUCAGAGAGUUGAACAGCAUCUACAGCUUUUCAUUAAGGAACUUCAUCUUCACCUUUUCAGAGCUCUUGAAGUCAAGAGGAAAAAAUUUGGAAAUUUCAGAGUUUGUCUCGUUUAUUUACAAAGAGUUUUUCGCUUCGUUUUCGGUUUCUUUAGUUGAAUCCGACAAAGUAACGUUUGCAUUAUGUUUAGGAUACAAUUUUUAUUCGCUUGAGAUCGGUAAUCAUUUUGGCGAUGCUUUCUUGUCUACGUUGAAAUUACUUACAAGCGAGAAUAAGGUGAAUGACAUUAAGGAAAUAUUAUUGUCCUGUUUUGCCAGAUUCUCAAAUGAAAAGUCGCUUGAUAUAGAGUUGAUAACCAAAGAAAAUGCAGACAAUGAGACUAUUCAGAAACUCUCAUUGUUUUGGAAGUUAUAUUCUUUAACAGAAAGAGGUACUUCAUUUUUCGGUGCUGCUAGCGACUUUACAAAGGAAAUAACAGGUAAUAUCGAUUACAAUUCCUCUUACGAAUUGAAUCAUUGGGCACUGAAAGAGACUACUGGUCCUAUUAUCAUAGCUUCUCCUGAUGGUUAUGAUGCAACAUAUAAGAUUGAAAUGGCUGCAGACAAUCUAAACAGGUCUACGCAGAUUAUUUCUAUGGGAUCCAAAGAAGGUAUUGAAAUGGCCAAUAAGGAGAUCUCUGCUGCUGCUAAGGCCGGCAACUGGAUAGUUAUCCAGAACAUUCAGAUGUCACCUCAGUGGUUAAGCCAACUUGAAAAGAGACUUGAAGGUUUACUCCCUAUUCCAAGUUUCAGACUUUUCUUGACGUGCAAUAUUUCUUCUGAAGUGCCAGUAUCUUUGAUUUCAGAAUCCAAGGUGUUGAUUUAUGAGAAUCAGCCUACAUUGAGAAGUAUUAUGCUUGAAACGUUUUCAUUGAUUCCUCAAGAAAAGACCAAGAGUCAUCCUACAGAAUUCUUGAGGGUAUCUUUCCUUUUAGCAUGGUUCCAUUCGAUCCUUCAACUCAGACUUCAAUACGCUCCAAUAUCGUUUAAGAAGAAAUAUGGCGUCAAUGAUUCUGAUUUUGAUUCAGCGUUUGCGAUAAUCUCAAAUCAGUUCGAACAGUUUGAGGGCAAGACAAAUGUAUCACCAGAAUUGAUACCAUGGAAAAAGAUUGCAUAUAUUGUUGGAGAGAUUACUUACGGUGGUAAGAUUGAUAAUGCUGAAGACUUGAAAUAUGUGACUGACUUAGCUUCUACCUUAUUCAGAGUUGAAGCUUUCAAUCAAGAUUUUAACUUGAUCCAAAAUAGCUUAACAGAAUCUACAAAGGAGAAAUUAGAGCCACCAGAAGGCAUUGUCGUUGCUGCAUACCACAAGUGGAUCGAUAACUUGCCACAUCAGACUGCUCUAAGCUGGAUAGGACUAGAAAUCAAUGCUGACAGUCUUUUGAGAGAAAAGGAGAGUCAAGAUAUUGCGGCAAAAGUCUUGAAGUUACAUGACCGAGAAUGAUAGUAGUGUUAGGAAUAUAGUAGAGUUAGCUCAACAAAGCAUAUCUAGGCAAUUAAUGAAAAUCUACAG